This is a messenger RNA of Dipodomys ordii (Ord's kangaroo rat), 514 nucleotides long. It is a transcript of the gene Shfl, whose product is annotated as chromosome unknown open reading frame, human C19orf66. Bases 1 to 477 code for a protein of 158 amino acids. Gene Ontology annotation, molecular function: sequence-specific mRNA binding; ribosome binding. The transcript is spliced from 6 exons. The record is from RefSeq and is a predicted model, not a curated record. Gene Ontology annotation, biological process: innate immune response; viral translational frameshifting. Lineage: Eukaryota; Metazoa; Chordata; Mammalia; Rodentia; Heteromyidae.
AUGGCUUUGGAGAAGAGCGUCAGGCGCCUGCGGGAGAAGUUUCAUGGCAAGGUGUCCCCCCAAAAGGCGGGGGCUUUGAUGAAGAAAUUUGGAAGUGAUCAUACGGGUGUGGGACGCUCCAUCGUCUACGGUGUGAAGCAGAAAGAUGGACAGGAACUGAGUAAGGACCUGGAUGCCCAGGACCCACCAGAGGACAUGAAGCAGGACCGGGACAUCCAGGCAGUGGCCACGUCUCUCCUGCCGCUGACGGAAGCCAAUCUGCGCAUGUUCCAGCGCGCCCAGGACGACCUCAUCCCCGCCGUGGACCGGCAGUUCGCCUGCUCCUCCUGCGAUGAUGUUUGGUGGCGCCGUGUACCCCAGCGGAAGGAGGUCUCCAGAUGCCGGAAGUGUCGCAAGCGCUACGAUCCGGUGCCACCCGACAAGAUGUGGGGCCUGGCCGAGUUCCACUGUCCCAAGUGUCGGCACAACUUCCGGUGAGGGCGCGGACCCCGCCCACCCGAGCCCCGCCCACCGC